Molecule: messenger RNA, 1728 nt
Organism: Heterostelium album PN500
Lineage: Eukaryota; Evosea; Eumycetozoa; Acytosteliales; Acytosteliaceae
Exons: 3
Coding region: 1-1728 (575 amino acids)
Source: RefSeq, a predicted model, not a curated record
AUGAUAGAAAAUAGUAAUAAUAAUAAUAAUAAUAAUAAUAAUAAUAAUAAUAAUAGUAAUAAUAAUAAUAAUAAUAAUAAUAAAGAAAUAGUAAUAAGAUCAGUUUUUUCCAAUAAAAUCUUAUUUUUAUCAAUAUUAUCAAAGACAAGAUUUGCAAAUUUAUGUUAUUUAAAAUCAAAGAUUGCUAAAAAUGAUACCACAGUCAACUUGGUAACAAAAUCAUUAAAGUAUCACCAAUGUAAUGAUAUCGAUUGGCUUUGUUCCAACGGUUAUUUCGAUCUGCUGUGGUUAAAGAUGGUUCGAGACGAGCCACUACCACUAAAGAAAGAAAAUCUACAAAAGUUAAUUGUGAGCAGACUGAAUAAGGGAAGGCCAGUAACAAUAUCUCUCUUAAGAAUAAUGGAACAUGUUGGUGAUCAAUUAAGAUCCGAUGAAUUUCAAGAUAUUGAUCAACUUAAGGCCAGUAUUUUAAAGCGAAUUCCAAUGCUGGAGCCAGAUUCCCAGAUUGUCAUGGAGUUGAUAUUCCUAAAUCUAAUAAGAUCCCAUCUUCCAUCUAUGGAUGUUAAUCAUAUCAGAGAACAUAUUCAAUGUAUUGUUGCCAAUCAUUGCGUUUUAUCGUUAGAUUAUCUCAGGAGUUUCUUUGAGAAGAAUCAUCCAGCUACUUUGUCUAUUUUCAAUGAUAUCGUUUGUGAAUUUGGAUCAAUGGAACAAGUCAAAUAUGUAUUGGGCGGAUUACUAGAAAAUGUUUCAUGUAGUGCAGUAGAUAGAGCGAAUUCAUUGGAGAUACUCGAGUAUUUGGUGUCUCUAGGAAAGGACUGUUCUUCAGAUGCACUUAUAUACAUGGUAAAGAAAAAACGAUAUCACGAAGCAAAGAUCUUGUUAAAAUUAAAGCCUGAUCGUCAUUUUUGGAGUUCUCAUUCUGAAUUAUUACCAACUGCAUUGGAGAACGACGACAUAGAGAUGGUAGACCUACUUCUCCAGAAUAAUAUUAAUAGCGUAACGUUACCUAACCACAGACACAUAUUGUAUACCCUUGCCAAACAUUAUCCACGUUUCUGCCAUACCAUUAAUAUCCAGUCAAAGUCUCCAUUUGAAGUAAUGAAAGCGGCUUGUCAAUUCGGAUUUCUUGAGACCGUGCAGGAAGUCCAUCGAAUCCAUCCAAAAAGUUUCUAUGAGAAUAACAUUCUGGAUUGUGCGUUGAUGGCAUCACACGAGGAGAUAAUGCAAUUCAUCAUUGAGAAUAGAGACGACCAAUUUUCAAUGCAGUCAUGGACGAUCUGUGGAUCUGUAGGCGAUAUCAAUUUGUUUAAUAAUUUUGUUUCAAAGCGCUCAAAUAUAUCGCAUCUCUAUGAAAUGCUGCGUUCUGCUUACUGUCACGGAAAUUUGGAUUUUAUCAAGAGCAUGAUAGAGUUAAAUCACCAUAAUUUGGAUCACCAAAUCUAUACGAGAAAAGCAAUUGUAUUCAAUCAACAUAGUAUUAUCAAAUACUACCUUGAGAACGUAAAACCAAAAAGAAAAGAUCUCAUAGAGAUGUUUUCCUACGACUUGGAGUCGAUUCAUCCGACAACAUGGAAUAUAUUUUUCAAUUAUAUGGGACAUAUCAGUCCACAUGAAAUUGAAUCGAAGGGAGAUCAACUAAGAUUAUUGUUUGAGAGAUUGGGAAAGAUUGGUAAAAUGACUGAUCAAAAAAGAAUUUCCUAUCAUUUUGUGGUUGAUUUUAACAUUUAA